This is a messenger RNA of Acanthoscelides obtectus, 1353 nucleotides long. NCBI's taxonomy places the organism in Eukaryota, Metazoa, Arthropoda, Insecta, Coleoptera, Chrysomelidae. The record is from the annotation of a GenBank genome assembly.
AUGUAUUUUUUAUAUUACAGGGAUUCGUUUAAUCAGGGUGAUAGACUCCGCUUACUGAAACUGGUAAAGAUCGAGUACCGUAAGCUGAAGGUCAGAAGAGAAAUCACUGAAGACCCUUGGGAGACCAUACUCAUCAAUGUUCUAUGGACCUCGUUUCCUGGCAAUAGUACGGCCAAAUUAAUCGCGCAGUGGAAGCGGUUGACACACCGUGCGGGUGGUUUUUUGAAGAUGUCGCGGAAUAAGCCAAACCCAGUGAUCGUAGAUUUUAUUGCGAUAUACAGAUCGGAACCUUGUCUUUGGCAAGUAAAGAGCCCGGAAUAUCAUAAUCGUACGAAGAAGGAUGCUGCAUAUGCCAAAUUGGCACAAAAGUUGGUGGAAGUUGAACCUGGUGCUGACAAGAAGUCUGUGAUCAAUAAAAUUAACAGUUUGAGAACUGCUUUUCGGAAGGAGAAAAAGAAAGUUGAUGCAUCAUACAAGUCUGGAACAUCAACGGAUAGCAUUUACAAGCCGGUACUUUGGUAUUAUGACAUGUUUGAUUUUUUGCAAGAUCAAGAGAUUUCAAGGACCUCAAUUUCAAAUUUGGAUGGUGAAAGUGGCGAGGAAUCCGUUGACAAUGCACUCCCAACUGAAGAAACAGGAGAGGCUGAUGAUGUUGUAGAAAUGAGAACUGCGGUUGUUGAAGAAGUGUCAAGAAAAUCUCAACAGCCAAUAACCUCAAGACCUGGUUGUAAUAAAAAACAAAAGAAAAAUGAGGAUCUCACAACAGAAACCUUGAUGACAGUGCGUGACCAUUUCAAAACACCCAAGGAACAACUUGACCGCUUUGAUCUGUUGGGAAAAACUAUUGCUGUAAAGUUGAGAGGUUUGGAAAAACGCCAGGCUCUCAUUGCGGAGAAAAAGAUAGGUGACAUAUUAUUCGAGGCGGAAAUGGGUUCUCUAAACACAGCGCCAAUAUACCGUUAUGCUUCAUCACCAAGUCAGAGUCCUUAUACUACCCCAUGUCCCACGCCAUCUCCAACAUAUGGACAAGGUUCAUGUACAGCGUUAGCAAGUCAAUCUCCUAAUGUCACUCCAUGUCCCACGCCAUCUCCAACAUACGGCCAAGGUUCAUUUAGACAGGAUUCGUUUAAUCAGGGUGAUAGACUCCGCUUACUGAAACUGGUAAAGAUCGAGUACCGUAAGCUGAAGGUCAGAAGAGAAAUCAUUGAAGACCCUUGGGAGCCCAUACUCAUCAAUGUUCUAUGGACCUCGUUUCCUGGCAAUAGUACGGCCAAAUUAAUCGCGCAGUGGAAGCGGUUGACAGAUAUGACUGAAGAAAAGAAAAAGUGGACCACAGAAGAAGUGGGAAUUUAA